ACUAACUUUAUAACUAUAUAUUUUUUUAUUAUGUGUGAACCUCAUAUUUUUUCUACUAGUUUUUUUUUUUAAUAUUUUUUACAUAUUUAUGGUCUCAUUAUUUCUCUUUUAAAUUUAUUAUUCAGUAAAAUAAUAUAGCUAUUGUUUAAAAUAUUUUAUUUUUUUAAUUUCUGUAAAUAUUUAUGGUAGGAAUUCAACUUCUUUAAAGAAUGAAUAAAAGUUAUAGAAGGCUUUUCACAUGUUUUAGGUCGGAAGUCCGAAGUGACAAAACAUCAAGUGGAAGUGUGGGAGUAAUCGCGUUGAGGAAGUAAAACAAAGCAGAACACGUAUUCAAUACAUCCGCAUAAAGCGAUUGAUUUGUACUCUUAAAAAAAAAAACAGAAAUAAAAAGAGCGCGCUUCGGCAUCUCCGCCUUUUCGCCGACUUCUCCCUGUUCCUUUUCGCUGCUUCUCGUUAAUCUUACCCAUCGACAAUGUCGGCCAUCUCCAACUUCACCACGGUGCGAUGUGCCGAGUUGCCGGCGGUUUCUCACGAGAGAGCAUCAUCGUUUAGGUCUAAUUGGUUCGGACUUCAUUUGCCUACCAAGUCUGUCCAGAGUGAACUACUUCGGAUGUCAUGCUCAUCAGCUAGGGUUGGUAAUUGUUUGAAUCUUCAAAUGGCACUUGUGGAUGAGAGGAUUACACAGAAUGUAUAUGUGGGCAAGCAGUUUGGAACAUUGGCUUAUGAUCUUGUGCAGGGAGCUCUUGUCAGAUGGAACUCUAUUAUGGAUAAGUCAGUACCUGAACCGCCUACUGCAGUUUUGGUCCAUGGCAUUUUAGGUUGUCGAAAGAAUUGGGGAUCCUUUGCUCGCAGGUUGGCCAAAAGUUUCCCAAUGUGGCAGUUUCUACUAGUAGAUUUGCGAUGCCAUGGUGAGUCGGCAUCAGUUAAGAAAGGAUUGCCUCAUACUGUUGCUGCUGCUGCUCGCGAUGUUUUGAAUUUGGUUGCUCAGCUUCGAAUUGUACCUCGAGUUUUAGUUGGUCACAGCUUUGGGGGAAAAGUUGUAUUGAGCAUGGUGGAGCAAGCUGCAAAACCUCUAGCAAGACCUGUGAGGGUUUGGGUACUGGAUGCUACUCCAGGAAAAGUAAGACCUGGUGGACACGGGGAGGAUCACCCAGCAGAAUUGAUUUCUUUUCUCAAGAGAAUGCCUGAAAAGGUUCCGUCAAAGCAAUAUGUCAUGGAUGCCCUUGAGCAAGAAGGGUUCUCUAAAGAUGUGGCACAGUGGGUAGCAACUAAUCUCCAACGUAGCAGCUCGGUUAACUCAGAAUUAUCCUUUUCAUGGGCAUUUGAUCUUGAGGGAAUUGCUGAAAUGUAUCACUCUUUUGAAGAAACAAACUUAUGGAAAGUUGUCGAAGAUGUUCCUCAAGGUGUGCAUGUAAAUUUUCUGAAAGCUGAGAGGAGCUUGCAUAGGUGGGCUCUUGAGGAUAUUCAACGAAUUCAUGCUGCCGAGGAGGUUGCUGCUGACGAGGGAGCUGGUGUGCAAAUGCAUGUCCUUGAAGAUGCGGGACACUGGGUACAAGCUGAUAACCCAGAUGGACUCUUCAAAAUUCUUUCUUCGUCAUUUGAAGGAUUUAGAACCUAACUUGGGAAUACCCUUCAGUUUGUGAUGUUCUUUUUUUUUUUUUGCUGCUCACUUCAAUUUGCAGUUUUUAAGUUCACAGUUGCUCAUUAUGUGCAUAUAGCCUUGUAGAGAACUCUUUGAUUCAUGUAAUCUAAUAUAAUUAAUUCUCUUAACAUUGGUAAAAUAUCAGGCAUAAUGGUAGCAUAUAAAAUGCCUCUUAAAGUGCUUGAUAUUCUUGUCAAACUGAUCAAGAUUUUUUAGUGGAUGAAUAUAAUUGGUUUAGAUUCAUAUCCGUCAUCUUAAAUGUAAUACAUAGGGGAUGUUCUGGAGGAAAUGGUGAAAGUUUGGUCGACAUCAAGGGGAAAUCUCUGUGAAAACUUCCAGAAAAGUUGUAAAGGAUAAACACUAUUAUUUAAAGACUUAUUUUAAUCAAAUUAUUGUAAGUAUUACAUAAUGAUGUUUGCUACAUUUAAGGGCCGGUCAAUUAGAAAUGAUUUUUUAUGUAAGAAUAAUAUUGCACAAGUUUCCUUUAAACUAUCUGUGUGGAAACCAUAUAAUUAUAUUAGAUGAUGAAUUAUGGAAU
Molecule: messenger RNA, 2180 nt
Organism: Amaranthus tricolor (Joseph's coat)
Lineage: Eukaryota; Viridiplantae; Streptophyta; Magnoliopsida; Caryophyllales; Amaranthaceae
Exons: 13
Coding region: 473-1618 (381 amino acids)
Source: RefSeq, a predicted model, not a curated record